Messenger RNA from Morchella sextelata, 720 nucleotides. RefSeq lists its product as uncharacterized. Lineage: Eukaryota; Fungi; Ascomycota; Pezizomycetes; Pezizales; Morchellaceae. The record is from RefSeq and is a predicted model, not a curated record. The coding region runs from base 1 to 720 and encodes 239 amino acids. The transcript has 2 exons.
AUGUCGCCCUCAAGACGCCCCAGAGACACCAGCGACCUCUUCCCCAUCCAAGUGAUGACCAGCACCGAGUUCAAGAGCAUCCUCGAGAACAAAUCGCUCCCGGGCAGCAAGAAAUCCAAAGUCGAGAAGAAGGCCGCGGCGAAGCGGGCCGCCGCCGCCGCCGCCGCCGCAACCAAGGCCGACGCCAGCCCGAAGCCGAAGGGGCGCAGGCCCUCCACGUCGAGGGACAAGAAGGUCCAGUACAUCGAGUACGGGAUUACCUGGCAGGACGACUUUGGCGAGUGGUUGCAGUGGGAGAUAGCUAGGGAUGUUGGGUUCAUGCCCCAGUUGAUCAUGGGCGGCUCGUAUAGCCCGUGCUGGGGCUAUGGCGGUGGGCCCGGGUAUUACUCGGGCAGCCAGAACGGCGGCACAGAGGGUGAGACGUGUGGUGUGCAGUUUUGUGGAUACGGGGCGGAGGUGCCGCUGCCGCUGCCACUGGAGACGGUGCCGGAGACGGCGCCGGAGACGGUGAUGGGGGAGAUGGAACCGGUGGAGACGAUGCAGGGUGGUGCUGGUGAUGGUGUGCUGGUUAAGAUGGAGACGAUGGAGUAUGUGCACGAUGUUUACGCCCCGGUUGCGUACGCGCUGGUGCCGCCGGAUUACCAGGACGGUGGGUGGUGGGACGUAGAUACGGGCGUAUAUUGGGGCGGUGAUUAUGGGGAGAUGUGUGGAGUGCUGUAG